AUGGCCAGGAAGAACCUCGAAGAGACGGGCAUGUCGUACCAGCUGGAGGUGGACAUGAUCCGGAAGGCCAGGCAGCUGGGUCUCCUGACCACCCCCUACGUCUUCAACGCCGAAGAAGCCAAGCUCAUGGCCGCGGCGGGAGCUGACAUUAUCGUCGCACACAUGGGCCUCACGACUGCGGGCUCAAUCGGCGCACAGACUGCGCUCACCCUGGACCAGUGCGUGACUCUGAUUCAAGACAUCACCGAUGCCGCAAGGUCCAUACGCGAUGACGUAAUCGUGCUCUGCCAUGGUGGCCCCAUCUCGAUGCCCGAAGAUGCCGAGUACAUCCUCCAACGCACACAAAAUGUGCAUGGGUUCUAUGGCGCAUCAUCCAUGGAGCGACUGCCCACCGAAGUGGCCAUCACCGAGCAGAUGCGCAAGUUCAAGGGCAUCAAGUACUAA
Acanthamoeba castellanii str. Neff is the source of this 444-nucleotide messenger RNA. RefSeq names its product transcriptional regulator, putative. Gene Ontology annotation, molecular function: catalytic activity. The coding region runs from base 1 to 444 and encodes 147 amino acids. The record is from RefSeq and is a predicted model, not a curated record. NCBI's taxonomy places the organism in Eukaryota, Discosea, Longamoebia, Acanthamoebidae. The transcript has 5 exons.